Molecule: messenger RNA, 837 nt
Organism: Penicillium taxi
Lineage: Eukaryota; Fungi; Ascomycota; Eurotiomycetes; Eurotiales; Aspergillaceae
Exons: 3
Coding region: 1-837 (278 amino acids)
Source: RefSeq, a predicted model, not a curated record
AUGGCAUCUAUUGACAGCAAGACGCUUGUUCUCAUCACUGGCGCCAAUACCGGUCUAGGAUUUGAAGUAUCCAAAGUUCUUUUUGCCGGUUCUCAUCCCUACCAUAUCCUCAUCGGAUGUCGCGGCGAUGUUGGUCGUGCGAGCGACGCUAUAUCAAAGUUGAAGGAACUAUCUCCAAACAGUGCAUCAAGCGCGGAGCCACUUUCUGUUGAUAUUUCAUCAGAUGAGUCGAUCGCCACGGCUUUCAAGCAAGUCAGUGAAAAAUUCGGAUAUGUCGAUAUCCUUGUGAACAAUGCAGGCCUAGCCCUAGAUACAGCUGUAGAUACCGACCAGCUCACCCUGCGCGAGGGUUGGAACGGGACUUAUGACGUUAACGUUACUGGGACCCACCUCUUCACAUUGACCUUUGCGCCUCUCCUACUCGCAUCAAAGGCUAAUUCUGCUCGACUCAUCUUCAUCACGAGCGGUCUGUCAUCUGUUGCCGAGCAUGCGACUGGCGUGAGUCCAAAAUAUUCACUCCCAGUUGCGGGUUGGCCGAAGCCAGACAGCUUGUGGCUGCCGUACCGUGUGAGUAAGACAGCUAUGAACAUGAUGGCGACUGAGUGGGGGCGGAUUCUACGGAAUGAUGAUGUUGCAGUAUUUAAUGUAUCACCUGGAUUCCUGAACACUGGGCUAGGAGAUAACCGCACUACCGGUGAAUGGAGAGACAAAAGUGUGAUGGGAGCUAUUGAGCCAGCUAUUGGAGCUGCUUUCUGUGCGGAUGUUAUUGGAGGCAAGAGAGAUGAUCAGGCUUGGCCUACUAGGGUGAUACGGAAAGACAACUUGCAGCCGUGGUAG